Molecule: messenger RNA, 841 nt
Organism: Microthlaspi erraticum
Lineage: Eukaryota; Viridiplantae; Streptophyta; Magnoliopsida; Brassicales; Brassicaceae
Source: the annotation of a GenBank genome assembly
CUUGCCUGAAACUCUAGAGGACCCUUACUUCGAGUGGAUUCAUUGGCCACAAGCAUCGAUCCCGUUUUCUGAAGACGAGCUGAAAUACAUAGCAAAUCUUGAUCCUUUUGAAGAUUGUGCGAUGCUGCGAAGGGAGCUUCCAAUGGUACGAGAGGCCAGUCUCCGUGUUCUUGUUCUCUGCACAAUUUUCCUCAAAGAAGCUGCUGCAUCUGGCCUGUGUUUGGCUGAAAUUGGUGAGAUGAUGACUAGGGAGGUUCGUCCUGGGGACGAGGAGCCUAGUGAGAUUGAAGUGGUUUGUCUUGAGGCUAUGAGUUUGAUAGGAGAGAAGGAGGUCGAGUCCCCAAGAUCAUCAGACUCAGGCGGUGAUGUUGAAUUCCAGUUCGAUUUAGAUUGCGAGGAAGCGAUGCUUGAUAAACCAGCAUUCACACUUGGACUCACUAUUGGAAACGCUCGUGGUCAUUUGUCAAAGGUCGAGGAAGACGAAGAAGAAGAAGAAGACAAAGAGGAGGAGGAAGAGAAUGGAAGAGUUGAUUCAGUGAAAAUGCCGGCGGUUACCAAGCUUUCAAUGUCUCUGAAGAACACUCUUCUUGGUGAGAAGAGUCAGAAGUAUCAGAAACAUCCAGGAGCUAGAUCAGAGAGCGCAUACGCAUCAUCUGGACACAGGAGUGCAGACGAACAGAUACCAUCAAGCACAAGCUUUGUGAAGCUGUCGGAUAUGAGCGAAGAGGAAUGGGCGGUUUUUCUGGAGAAAUAUCAGGAGCUGCUUUACCCUGCAUUUGCAAAGCGGAAGGAGAUGACUUUAGGACAUAAGCAGAGGUUGGGGACUUCGUGCCAGUUUUGA